Molecule: messenger RNA, 945 nt
Organism: Pungitius pungitius (ninespine stickleback)
Lineage: Eukaryota; Metazoa; Chordata; Actinopteri; Perciformes; Gasterosteidae
Gene: gstt1a
Product: glutathione S-transferase theta 1a
Exons: 5
Coding region: 71-799 (242 amino acids)
Biological process (GO): glutathione metabolic process
Cellular component (GO): cytoplasm
Molecular function (GO): glutathione transferase activity
Source: RefSeq, a predicted model, not a curated record
CUAGCAGGGGGAGGACCAGAGUUUCUGCAGAGGACCAGAGGAUCACACGUAGGGGGAACCAGAGGAGGACAUGGAGCUCUAUCUGGACCUGCGCUCGCAGCCCUGCCGAUCCGUUUUCCUGUUCGCCAGAGCGGUCGGGAUCCCUUUCGAGUUCAAGUUGGUGGAUCUGACCAAAGGGCAACAGUACACGGAGGAGUUUGGAGACAUCAGCGCCGUGAGGAAGGUUCCUGUGAUGAAGGACGGAGACUUUGUCCUGACGGAGAGCAUUGCCAUCCUGAAGUACCUGGUGCAGAAGCACAGGUCCUCGGUGAAGGAGCACUGGUUCCCUGAAGACCUGCAGCAGAGAGCUCGGGUCAACGAGUACCUGUCAUGGCAGCACAUGAACCUCCGCGCUCACGGGUCAAAGGUCUUCCUGCUCAAGGCUCUGUUCCCCGUCGUCAUGGGUUACGAGGUGGCGCAGGAGAAGAUGGAGGCCGCCCUGGAGGAUCUGAACCAGUCGCUGCGGCUGCUGGAGGAGAAGUUCCUGCAGAGCAGAGCCUUCCUCAUCGGGGAGAAGAUCUCUCUGGCCGACCUGGUGGCCAUCGUGGAGAUCAUGCAGCCCGUGGGCGUCGGCGUGGACGUCUUCGGGAGCCGCCCCAGGCUGGCGGCUUGGAGGGACCGGGUGAAGGACGCCAUCGGCGAGCGUCUGUUUGACGAAGGCCACGAGGAGGUGAUGAAGACGAGCGGCCUGGGGGAGGACAUGAAGAGCAGCAGCCAGCUGGGGGAGCUCGGCCCGAAGCUCAGGAAGCUCUUCAGCUGAGUCCAGAUGUGCUCCACCUUCUGCUGGGAACAUCUGCAUUGGAUCAGCCGAGUCAGACACGAUGUGAUAGAUAUGUGUGUAUCAAUAAAUACACAACUGUAACCCCACACUACACAAAUAAAGUGACCAAAGUAUCAAUAAGUAAA